GAAGGGGUAAUAUUUUGCCGGAAGAGCGGAUGCUGCUCGCUGCCUCUAGCUCAACGCAGAGGGAGGACGGAGUGGAUUCCAUUGGGAAGAAGUAGAUAAUCGCCAGGCGCUUCUCUGGCGAUCUCUCUCCGUUAUACGUGUAGGUUAGCGGUGUCACCUCCGGGAUGAAUCCACCAAGCGUCCACGCCUCUGUGGAUUUAAAUUAGCCUGGAAUAUGAGCAGAAGAAGAAGAAGAUAAGCAGCAGCAGCAGCAGCGGUGGAGGCUGGCUUCCUGCGGGAUUCUGUCCAGGCUUUUUUUUUUGUUUUUUUCUCCCCCCGUGGACAUGCCUCGUCUAUGGAGCAAAGCUGAGCGGAGCUAGCUGGCUGACAGUCCGGCUAGCGCGACAUUUCCAGGCUUUUGGAUGAUCGUUUAGCCGAAGGAGCUGAUUUUAUUUGGGAUCAGCGCUACCUCCCCUGCCCGUGUAAGGAGUCAGCAUGGGGGAGCCCAGCCUGGACGACGCCAACGUCAAGGUGGCCGUCCGUGUACGGCCCAUGAACCGGAGAGAAAAGGAUUUAAACACGAAAUGUAUCGUGGAGAUGGAGAAGAACCAGACGAUCCUCCAUCCUGGAGGAGCUAACCUGGGCAAAGGAGACUCCAGGAAUCAGUCCAAGGUCUUUGCCUACGAUUACUGUUUCUGGUCCAUGGAUGAGACUGAUAAGGAGAGAUUUGCUGAUCAGGAGGUGGUCUUCCAGUGCCUUGGGGAAAGUCUCCUCCACAACGCCUUCCAGGGCUACAAUGCCUGUAUCUUUGCCUAUGGACAAACUGGUUCAGGGAAGUCGUACACCAUGAUGGGUUCGGGGGACCAGCCGGGUCUGAUUCCGCGUCUGUGCAGCGCUUUGUUUGACAGAACCCAGAAGGAACAGCGGGAGGAGGAGUGCUUCACCGUUGAGGUGUCCUACAUGGAGAUCUACAACGAGAAGGUCCGAGAUCUGCUCGACCCCAAAGGGGGAAGACAAACUCUGAGGGUGAGGGAACAUAAAGUUUUGGGUCCCUACGUGGACGGCCUGUCUCGACUCGCUGUGGCCUGCUACAAGGACGUCGAGUCUCUGAUGUCGGAGGGGAAUAAGUCGCGGACCGUCGCCGCCACCAACAUGAAUGAGGAGAGCAGUCGGUCGCACGGCGUCUUCAACAUCAUCCUCACACACACACUGAAAGACUUGCAGUCUGGGACGAGCGGGGAGAAGGUGAGUCGGUUGAGUCUGGUAGACUUGGCUGGAAGCGAGCGAGCAGCAAAGACUGGAGCGGCGGGGGAACGGCUGAAGGAGGGAAGCAACAUCAACAAGUCUCUCACCACGCUGGGCCUUGUGAUCUCGGCGCUAGCUGAACAGGGAACAGCCAAGAACAAGAACAAGUUUGUUCCUUACAGAGACUCUGUUCUGACAUGGCUGCUGAAGGACUGUCUGGGCGGCAACAGUCGCACGGCGAUGGUUGCUACCGUGAGUCCAGCAGCCGACAACUACGAGGAGACGCUGUCGACGCUGCGCUAUGCGGACCGAGCGAAGAGCAUCGUUAACCACGCGGUGGUCAACGAGGACCCCAAUGCUCGCAUCAUCAGGGAACUCCGAGAGGAAGUAGAGAAACUGCGAGUGCAACUGACUCAGGCGGAGUCUUUGAAGGCUCCCGAGCUGAAAGACCGACUGGAAGAGUCAGAGAAGCUGAUUCAAGAGAUGACCAUCACGUGGGAGCAGAAGCUUCGCAAAACGGAGGAGGUCGCACAGGAGCGCCAGAAGCAGUUAGAGAGUCUGGGUAUUUCUCUCCAGUCUUCAGGGAUUAAAGUUGGAGACGAUAAGAGUUUCCUCGUCAACCUCAACGCCGAUCCUGCCCUCAACGAGCUGCUGGUGUACUAUCUGAAGGAGCACACAAAGGUGGGCUCGGCCGACUCUCAGGACAUUCAGCUGUGCGGCAUGGGCAUCCAGGCAGAGCACUGCGUCAUCGACAUAACGGCGGAUUCUGCGGUCAUCCUCAGCCCCUACCGCAAUGCUCGGACAUGUGUUAAUGGUUCUCCAGUGACCAGUGCUCUGCAGCUUCACCACGGCGACCGAAUCUUCUGGGGAAACAACCACUUCUUCAGGAUCAACCUGCCUAAACGGCGCUCUCGGGGAGCUGAGGACGAGGAGGGGGAGGGUGGUGUGAUGAAGAACAGCGGCAGCAGUGAGCAGCUGGAUGCGGAUGGUGACACAGCCAGCGAAGUGUCCAGUGAAGUCAGCUUCUCCUACGAGUUCGCCCAGACAGAGGUCAUGAUGAAGGCCCUGGGCAAUAAUGACCCCAUGCAAGCAGUCCUGCAAUCUCUAGAGAGGCAGCACGAGGAGGAGAAGCGCUCUGCUCUGGAGCGGCAGAGACAAAUGUACGAGCAGGAACUCCAGCAGCUCCGCAAGAAGCUGAACCCGGACCGCCUGUCGGCCGGCCCCUCUGGAGGGCCGGCGUCCGGCCAGCAAGGUCCAGGACAGCAGUCUCAGUACCGCAGCCUGGAGAGGCUCAGCAUGGGAGGGAUGAGUCAUUCAACCAGCGCUCAGAGCAGACUGAGACAGUGGAAUGAGGACAGGGAGGCGGUGUUGGUCAGGAGUCUGCGGCGGUUGAGGGAGCAGAUAGUGAGAGCAAACCUCCUGGUGCAAGAAGCCUGUUUCAUCUCUGAGGAGCUGGAGCGACACACAGAGUACAGAGUCACUCUCCAAAUCCCAUCAGACAACCUCAACGCAAACCGCAAGAGGGAUGCAGUGCUCAGCGAACCAGCGAUUCAGGUCCGACGACGGUGUCGAGGGAAGCAGAUCUGGAGUCUGGAGAAGAUGGAGAACCGUCUGGUUGACAUGAGAGAGCUCUACCAAGAGUGGCAGGACUACCACCUCCAUCACCAAGACAACCCUGUGAUGCGCUCGUAUUUCCGUCGAGCAGACCCGUUCUUCGACGAGCAGGAAAACCACAGUCUGAUCGGCGUUGCAAAUGUCUUCCUUUCCUGUCUCUUCUAUGAUGUCAAGCUGCAGUACGCUGUUCCCAUCAUCAACCAGAAGGGAGAGGUGGCAGGGCGUCUCCAUGUGGAGGUGGUGAGGGUUGGAGGGGGAUUAGAGGACAACAUGGCUGGAGGAGAUGAACCCGACAACAAUCAAGACACUGAAGUGCACGAUCGCAAACUGGUCUGCAUGAUUAAGAUCCUGCAGGCCACUGGUCUUCCCCAGUACCUGUCCAACUUCGUCUUCUGUCAGUACUCCUUCUGGGACCAGCCUGAGCCCAUCAUCGUGGCUCCUGAAGUAGACCCAGCGUCCUCGUCGCCCACCACCAAGGACCCACACUGCAUGGUGGUGUUUGACAGCUGCAAGGAGGUGGCAGUGUCGGUGACCGAGGAUUUCAUCGAAUACCUGACUGAAGGGGCCGUUGUCAUCGAGGUAUUUGGACACAGACAGGCAGAUGCAGGAAGAAACCCCGCCCUGUGGGACCUCAGCAUCAUCCAGGCCAAGACGCGCACACUACGAGACAGGUGGAGUGAGGUAACGCGUCGCCUAGAGCUGUGGAUUCAAAUCCUGGAGAUAAAUGAGAACGGAGACUUUGUCCCAGUGGAAGUGGUUCCUGCUAGGGAUGUGCAGACCGGGGGAAUCUUCCAGCUUCGGCAGGGUCAGUCGAGGCGAAUCCAGGUGGACGUGCGUUCGGUUCAGGACUCGGGCACCAUGCCUCUGAUCGCUGAAAUACUGCUCGCAGUGUCAGUGGGUUGUGUGGAGAUCCAAAACACAGCAGCAGACCAGGAAGGAGACGAGAUGGACAGCUAUCAGGAAAGAGACCUGGAACGUUUGAGGCGGCAGUGGUUAGCUGCUCUCACCAAGAGACAGGAAUACCUCGACCAGCACCUGCAGAGCCUGGUCAGCAAAGCAGAAAAGACUGAGGAUGACAUGGAGAGGGAGGCCCAGCUGCUGGAGUGGCGCUUGACUCUGACGGAGGAGAGAAACGCUGUCAUGGUGCCCUCUGCUGGCAGCGGCAUUCCCGGAGCGCCUGCUGAAUGGGUUCCUCUGCCGGGCAUGGAGACUCAUACUCCUGUCCUCUUCCUGAACCUCAAACCUGAUGACCUCAGCUCUCAAGAGCAGUUCGAGGUUCCCGAGGCUGGAGGUUGGGACGCCACCCUGAGCGGAGAGGACGAGGACGACUUCUUUGACCUGCAGAUCGUCAAACACUACGACGGAGAGGUCAAAGCAGAGGCAUCAUGGGACUCCACCGUCCACGAGUGUCCCCAGCUCAGUCGCGGGGGGGCGUGGCCGGAGCACCGGGUAUACCUGACGGUUCGAGUGGUGGUGCAGCUCAGCCACCCCGCCGACAUGCAGCUGGUCCUGAGGAAGAGGUUCUGCGUCAACAUUAACCCGGGACGCCAGGGUUUUGCACAGAACUUUCUCAGAAGGAUGUCCACCCGCAGCACCAUACCUGGCUGCGGGGUCACAUUCGAGGUGGUCUCCAACAUCCCCGGGGACGCCCCUGGUUCAGAGGACAGGGAGAUGCUGGCCAACCUCGCCGCCAGCGCACACAACGGCCAGUCGGCUGAUAACGAGGCCGCAAUUGAGAAAUACCUCCGCAGCGUCCUCAGUCUGGAGAACAUCCUGACUCUGGAUAGACUCAGACAGGAGGUGGCAGUGAAGGAGCAACUGACGAGCAGAGGGAAGAGCAACAGACGGAGCAUCAGUUCUCCUUCUGUCCACAGGCUGUCUGGAAGUAGACAAGACCUGUCCACAACCUGCCUGGACGACAAGGGCCGAUGGGAGAGUCAGCAGGAUAUCUUCAUGCCGUCUCAGUUUUACCGCACCCUCCCCCGGCCCGCCUCGUCCCCUUCCACCUACUCCACCUCCCCGUCUUCAUCCCCGACUCCCUUCGGCAUGUCGCCCCCGCAGAACCAGGAGCCGGAACAAGGUCGUUCAGGACUUGCUGCCUCUUAUCUUUCAGUUAAGGCGCUGGUUCCUCAGAUGCCCAAACUGCUCAAGUCUCUGUUUCCAGCGCGGGACGAGAAAAAGGAGCUGAGACCGUCGCCACACAGCCAGCAGCAUGUCCCUCGCAUCAUGACAUCCGGAGGGGACGACAAUCGAGUCAAAGCUGACACGACUGCAGUUCUACGGCCCCCGGGCAAAGACAGACGGGCAGAGUUCCCAGACGUCCCUCCUCUUCCCGUGCAUGACCCGCAUGACAUCACCCCCCUCAGCCAGUCAUCGAGCGGCUACUUCUCCGGUAGUGUUUCUACGGUUACCCUGUGUGACGUCCUCCAACCCUCCUCCUCGUCUUCCUCCCUCCUGGCUGCCGAGACAGCGUUGCCCACAAACCCCCAGCAGCAGGGUGCUGACAGGAACGCUGUUGUAACCUCUCCUUCUCAGUGUGGCACCAAGACGGCCGCCGUCGCUCCGCCCGCCUCCCACAGCUCAGCCAAUCACAACAACGUCGCAGCAGAAAACUCCUUCUCUGAACACAAGCUGGUCGACUCAGGAGGAGGAGGAGGAGGCGGCUUUGAGAGGCUGGAGAUCUUUAUGGACGAUGACGACCGCAGCCAUGAUGACGUGCUGCCUGAUUGGCUGACAGAAGGGGCGUAUGUUACAGUAGGAAGCAAUAAGGCCGGGACAGUGCGUUACGUGGGAAUGACGCAGUUCGCCGAAGGAGUGUGGGUGGGGGUGGAGCUGGACACCCCUGUAGGUAAAAAUGACGGUUCAGUCGGAGGUCAUCGGUAUUUCCACUGCAAACCGGGUUACGGGGUGCUGGUUCGCCCGGACCGGCUCUCCUGCCGCGACCGGACCAGCCGGCGCACGGGAGACUUCACCGCUCCCGCCCACGUCCCCGUGUUGCGAGGAGAAGCCAUUGUUGCCCGACGGGGGGAGAACCGCAAGUCCUGGAGCAGUUGAGGCAGGGAAAGUAGGAGCUGGAUGGGAGAGAUGAACUCCCCGACAGCCCUCCUCCUCUUCCUCUCCUCCCAGCUAUGCAACAGGCUCAAGCAUUCAGAACUGACACACUGCCUACCCUCCUAUUAGAAAUUCACUCACUACAUCCAAUCACAAGUGAUGGAUGGAGGUAGAACAAAGACAAUGAAGAGGCCAUUCAGAACGAAUGCAAGUAAGUUGAUGAAAGACUAUGCAGAGUAUAUACAAGUCCGUGGAAGGACUAUUUAUCAUGUGGGAAGAUGAUGCUCAAUGAUUGGCGGUCAAUGGGAAGACUGCUGAGAGUGAAUGAAAGGCAGUGCGGACUUUGUCUCUCAGAGAUGCAUUCUGAGCUGAUAUACAGGGAUGCAAACUGGUCACUUUAUUUUGAUCCCAGUUCCCUUCUGAGAAUACAUAUUUAAACUUAAAGUGCAGACAAAACACUUCGAGAAUGAAAAGGCUUCAUCUUUUCCACUUGGAUGCCGGCUAUUAUUAUUGUUAUUUGCCAUUUUUUCAUCUAUCCACCAUUCACAACAAUUGGUUAUUAUUAGUAGUCAUAGCUUCUAGAAAUAUUUAAUUGAUUUUUAAUGUUUCUUUUGCCUUUUUUUUUAUCCUCCUUUCACGUCUCACUCUCAUGUCCUUUUGUGAAUUAAGAAACAAAAAUGGAUCAAAUUAGAUUUUUUUUAAUUUGGGGUCAUACCGCACUACAAUGUAUCCAACUGUGUGUUUGCAUCCCUGGAUAUGAUGUCUCUACCUGGUAGUCCUGAGACUGCAUGUCCCAGAAUGCUCUGCUCCGGCUGCCGCUCUCUCUCUCUCCCCUGAACACUUUGACACAUUGUCUCCUCCUCCUGGACUCUUUUUUUUUUUUUUUUUUUUUUUUCUUUUUUUGAAGAUGGAUCCUCCCAGAAUGUGCCUUCACCAUGGCUUUGGUUUGCAUUUGUAUUUUGUCUUUAUUUAAUUUCUGUGAGCUGUGUUUUGUGUUUUAAGAGAAUGCCUUGUGCUAAGUGUGAGGUGAUCUCAGGGACCGCAGAGGGGGAAUGACAAGGUGUGUGUGUGUGUGUGUGUGUGUGUGUUGUACAGUGUUGCCCUGUGUGCACAGAUGAGUUCAUAUUGUAGUCGAUGACAAAGACUUUAUGUGUAAAGCAGGAGAAGUUGUGUCCUUUUUGUGGGACAAAGCCACUAAGGGAGCAGGUUGCUUGUACCGGGAGGCUUUAAAAGUCUAUUUUGCACUGGAGACGUUGAAUAAGAAGCAUCUGUAUGUGAGCAGAACGUGUCCGCGUUGUCACGGUUCAGCGAGACGGAGAGGCAGACUGAGCGUGGACGGAUUCCUCGAACCAACGUGGACGUCCGUCCUUGAAGCCUGUGAGCUGGUCGUCCUCUGUGACUGACGUUUGGACACCGGGGGGCGCUGUGGUACUCUGGUGUGGUCGGUGGGCAUGUGUACGUGUUGAGGAGAAGAAAGUGAUGGAGACACAGCAGAGGCUCUGCUGGGUAUUUCACGCUCGGGAGGAGAAUCGAUUUGCUUCUCUGCAUUUGAUCUGUUUUUGAAAGAGUCUAGUUUUAAGUUGUAAAUGGGAGAACAAUAACUGGGAGAACGUUUAAAAACAGGAAAGCUGUUCUGACUGAACAUUCCUGGCACGGCUGUUGGAGAUGAUGUCGCACUCUUUGGGAUUUACAAAAACAAUAUAUUUUCCGAUUGAACAUCACAUUCCGGAGGGACUCUUUAACAUUUGACAGUGACCUCGUUCUCUGUGUGUUGAUUUGUGGAAAAGCAUCAGCAGGACAACACAGCAGUAGUUUCCUCAUCACGUGGAAACUACCGAGCUCGUGAAAACAGUUGGUUAAAGUCUUCAGUCGCUCUGCGAGAGCGAUCCUUCUGAUGAACUCGACUAAGGUCAGAGGUCAAAGUGUUUGCUUUGAGUCGGAGCGAUGCUGUUCUGAUUGGUUGUUUUGAUGAUGGGAAAAGUAGUAUUUCAUCACGAUCAGCAUCACUUGGUUACUUUAGCACCAUGUCUCAUUUAUUAACGACUAUUCUAAGUUCAUAUCCUGAUGAUGAAGAACUUAUGCUUAUUAUCAUAUGCGGUUUCUAUGGUGACAUCCAUGUAUACUAAGGAGUCUGUUGCGAUGAUGCACACGUGAGCACGUUAUCUGGAGAAACGCCAUCAUCCUCUUUAAUGUUUUAUCGUGCUUCUUCUUAAUUCGAGAGGCCUGAAUUUACUAUUUAUAUUUAAAUGCUUGUACACAUGCAUUUUAUCGCAUGAAAAUUGAUAAACGCCUUUUUAUUUUGAUAAAUAUUGCACAAAUGAUUCAAUGAAAAUUGCUGCUAUUAGCAUUGUAGAUGGACUGGUUUAUCGAACACUCUGUGUCUCUUACUGUGUACUAGAUUGGGAUUCCAGGAGUUUUCUUUUCUUUCUUUUUAACCCCAGACGGAGAAACUAAAGUCAGCGCUUUAGUUCAGUUUUUAAAUAUGAAGCGGUUAAAAAAAAUAACAAAUCCUAAAAAUGAGGCACUUAUUGUGAGCCUUUUGAUGAUGAGCCGGGAGGAAAAGGGUCGUAAUAUUCCCGCAUCGAGCUCUGGAGAGGAAGUGUGAUGUUGGACGAGGAGACAAUGCAUCACCAUAGCUCAGUCAUAAUCUGUGUGUGUAAUAUCUCUGGCUGGUUACUAUUGGUGGCUGUCUGGUAUGUUAGUAGUUGGUGAAUAGCGAAGUGGUUUGUAGGUUGGACUGCUGUUUAUUUCAUAAUAUUGUGGUUCAGAACAGUCAUGUGGUAAUGAAGGAAGGGAGUAAAGUUCUUUUGUGUUUGACUGUGUGUGAAUGUUGGGUGGACCUGGCUCUGAUUCAGUUAUGUCGGCGAGUUCUUGCCAAGACGAGAAAUGACCACCAGCUGCCACUUUCCUUAACACACUGAGGGGGCAACUCCUCUCUGGAGGAGUUCUGAACACCCCUCUCUGUGGCUGGUGGACUCUCCCGUCCUGGUCUCGGCUCGCGGCGCUGCUCUAGGGGUUCGAGAUCACUUCAGGCUUCCCUUGUAUGCGUUUGUGCCUCAGAAACCAUAUGACCGAGUAUCUUGCACACACUGUGUUUUCAUAUCGACAACGCUUCAGUUCAUUUGCACAAGAGGGAAUCGAAGAGUUAAUAUCUGGCAACACUUUGUUUCUGUCUGAAGAAAAUACAACCUGAUCUCACGUUAUGAUCCAGUGUUCGGUGUUUUAAUUGUACUUAAAUCGUUGUAAUGUUUUCUGCUUUCAAUCACUCGCCGCUCAACUACAUUUUAAGUCCGACUGGUUCAAUUGAGAGCUGUUGUUUUGCGUGACAAGCGACUCAGGUCACAACAGUAAUGAGUCUUUUCUUCCAGCACACAUCUUCCUCUGUAGCUCUCUGCGGCGUGGUGUGCGCAUCACUUUAUUAGAUUAAGUGUGACGCUGGCAUUAGAUUUUUAAAAAAAAGUCCAGCUGGCGGGCUGCCUGAUGCCCCGGCAGUCAUUUCAAUAAGGAACUGUAAAAACUAGCGUUGGGGAUAACUGUUUUGCUCAGAACGGAUUUAAUGUUGUAAUUCAGUGGCCUCCAUGUCUGCCACUGUAGAGAUUAGAGCAAAGUCAGAAGUAUUAUUUAUGGGACUGUAUCGACCCCAAGAACCACAUCCAGUUCCAUUUUUAUUGAUGCGAUUUGUGUCCCAGCCUAUUUAUAUUUGUAUGUUCAAAUCUUCCCCUGAGAAUUUAUUUUUGUUUUCGUUGUCUUUUCUUGUUUACGUGCUUCUGUUUCGCUCAGAAUUCGGUCCCAUAUCUGCGCUGCAUUCACCUGCCGUCGCUCUGAGGGAUCAGCGUCCUCUGCCAGCUCUCACACUACACGCAUCACUGCUGUGCUGUGAAACUUAUUAUUUAACAGGAUCAUUCCAAAAUUAGAUAAAACUUUUCUUUUUUUUCUGAAGACGAAGUAACCUUCUCUUCAUUUGGUCACCGCUGCUGUCCGGUUUUAAAGACAUCAAAGGGAGUUCGUAAAUACGGUUUUCACUGGUUUAAGCUCCUGUAUUACUGCCUUGCUGGAGGGCCCUGACUUCCACACAGGGAAUUUUAUAAAAUCCUCAAAAUCUGUGGAUUUACUACCCACCACUGCCCUGCUGCAGCGACAGCUCCUGCCUACCUGGGAUCAUCACCAGAUCUGACGAGGUGUUCUGAUUUUAAAAACUUUUUACCUGCAGAGAAGUAGUUUGCUUGAUAUAUUGUUUUGUAUAUGACAGGCACUACAACACGUUUUCCUGCCUUGGUAGUGAGGGUUCACCUUUUUUUUUUUUUUUUUUUUUUUUUAACUACCUGUUUCUCGCCUCUCCAUAGUGUUCUGCCAACUUCUUCCCUGAGGCCUUUUUUUUUUUUUUUAGCUGACAGAGUUUUAACCUGUUUCGCUGCUGAACAGUUCAGCACUCUGUGUGUUCUCACACAUUAGAAUAAACCACACAGACGAGUAACACGCAGUGCAGCCUCGUUUUCCAAUCACCGAUUUAUUUCAGCAGCCGUGGAUUCAGAUACGACUUCUCGUCUUGGUGCAUUUUUAACGGCAGUUGGUAUCAACGCAAUGCGUUUCAUUCAAACUUCCUCGGUACCAGCAGCCGUAUUUCACUGAGCAGAGUAAUAAGAGGAGCUGAAGGAGAGGACUUGGUGCUUGCUAAGUCGUGUUCCUCCUGCAGAGAAGACCCUCCAGAAACACGUGGGUCAACAGUAUUACUAUAUCAUCCUGACUAAUCAUUAUCAGUUGUCUGUCGCUACUGUUGAUUCUGUGUGUGUGCGCGUGUGUGUGCGUGUGUGCGUGCGUAUUAAGACUUAUAAAAAGACAAAUCUGAGCACAAGUUUGGGUUUUGAUUAAUUUAAUUGUUUUCUGUAAUUCUAUGCUGCAAUCCAAAGAAUAAACAUGUAUUAUAAUA
Molecule: messenger RNA, 10816 nt
Organism: Anarrhichthys ocellatus (wolf-eel)
Lineage: Eukaryota; Metazoa; Chordata; Actinopteri; Perciformes; Anarhichadidae
Gene: kif13ba
Product: kinesin family member 13Ba
Exons: 39
Coding region: 475-5892 (1805 amino acids)
Biological process (GO): microtubule-based movement
Molecular function (GO): ATP binding; microtubule motor activity; microtubule binding
Source: RefSeq, a predicted model, not a curated record